Messenger RNA from Gymnogyps californianus (California condor), 1276 nucleotides. It is a transcript of the gene PUSL1, whose product is annotated as pseudouridine synthase like 1. The record is from RefSeq and is a predicted model, not a curated record. The transcript has 9 exons. Gene Ontology annotation, molecular function: pseudouridine synthase activity; RNA binding. Gene Ontology annotation, biological process: tRNA pseudouridine synthesis. Bases 119 to 1117 code for a protein of 332 amino acids. Lineage: Eukaryota; Metazoa; Chordata; Aves; Accipitriformes; Cathartidae.
CGGUCUGCCCCGGGGCCCCACCGGUCCCCCCCGCCGCCGCCGCCGCCGCCGCCAGCAGCGCGGGUGUCCGAGCGGAGCCGGACCUGGAGCCUCCGCCGUAGGGCAGUAGGCAGCAAAGAUGGUUUCUCCCCCAACCCGAUACCUAGUGUUCUUUCAGUACUUUGGCACUAAAUAUAGUGGGGUUAUGGAGACUUCGAAUGAUCAGUCAAUGGUAGGAGUCCAGAAUUAUUUGGAGAAGGCAGCGCAGAACCUAAAACCCAUUGUUCCCAUCAAGUUCUACAUCUCCAGCCGAACAGAUGCUGGUGUCCAUGCACUCUGCAACUCUGCUCACCUUGACAUCCAGAGGCCACCGGGGAAGCCAGCUUUUAAUGAGAAACAGCUCAUCUGCAGUCUUAAUUACCACCUGAAGCCUGAGCCAAUCCGCAUUUUGAAUGCCUAUCGAGUGACCAAUAGCUUCCACGCGCGCUUCUCUGCACUGUCAAGAACCUACGUUUAUCGGCUGUUGAUGGGCUGCACUCAUUAUUCUGAAAUACCGGUGUUUGAAAAGGAUCUCUGCUGGGCUCCUGCGGGAGGCUACCUGAAUGUGCCUGCUAUGCAGGAUGCAGCACAGUUCCUGCUGGGAACCCACGACUUCAGCACCUUUCGCUCACUUAACUCUGAAACACCUUUUCGGUCUCCAGUCAGAACCAUCCUCCAGGCAGACAUCCGACCCUCUUCUGGUUUCCUGUCCCACCACUAUGAACACAGGGGACUGGAGUUUUGGGAGGUGAAGUUCAGGAGCAGAUCAUUUCUUUACCGACAGGUCCGAAGAAUGGUUGGGGCUCUAGUUGCAGUUGGCCAGGGAAAGUUAACACCUCGUCAUAUAAAGGAGUUACUGGAGAUAAAAGAUUCACGGGCUUUUCCACCAAAUGCCAUGGCUCCGCCAUCUGGACUCUUUCUAAAAUCAGUGGAAUAUGAUGAAGCAGUGCCCGUGAAAUGUGGAUACAAAGGACUUUGCACCUCACUACAGACCUUCUCCAGGCUGCCUUGUCUCAGCCAGACCACAGACCUCCUACAGAUUUGGACACUACAGUUGCCCCAGGAGAAUAGCAGCUCUGUGAGAUACAGCCAUAUCUGAAAGGACUGUGUUGUGAAUAUGUGAUGGAGGUUUGCUAAGCGCUCUUUACUCAAUACACGGUCUUGUCUCAAUAAAAAUCAUUGACUGUGACUGUAGGCAUCUUCCUAUCAUUUGUUCUUGCCCUCUGAGACUGCCAAGGGGAAAGGAAGAACAACUCCA